UUUUUUUUUUUUUUUUUUUUUUUUUUUUUUUUUUUUUUAUAGAAUAAGAAACAGCAUUUAUUCAUUCAGGAAUAAAGUUCACAUUAGCCUGGUGGCCAGCCCAGCUGUCGUCCUCCCAAGAUGUGAAUGUGAAGGUGGUAAACGCUCUGACAGCCAUUUUUUCCAUCAUUAAUGACGAGACGGAAACCAGUUUUGUCCAAACCUUCCUGAGCUGCUACUUUACGGGCUGCUGUCAGAAGAUGACCCAACAACUGUUCAUCUUCAUCUUCAGCUUUGGAAAGCUGCGAUAUGGGUUUCCUAGGAAUCACUAAAAUAUGGGUUGGUGCUUGUGGAUUCACAUCAUUGAAUGCUACACACUGGUCAUCCUCGUAUACAAAUUUUGCAGGUAUUUCUUUCCUCAGAAUCUUUCCAAAUAUCGUAUCGCCGCCUGGAGAAGCAGAUUGCGCUAGUUCUACUUCACCGCCCGCCAUUUUUUUUCUGUUACUUUUUUUUUGUAGUGUUUCUAAUACUAGGGCUGAGCAUUUGUUUGUUGUUUUGGUAAAAUUCUGUGACUUUACUAAAAUUACUUUAAUAACAAUUAAAGGAGAUUUUCAUAAAGCAAUAGAAAUGGGUGAAAAUAUGAAAAUUAACGACAUAUUCACUAAGUUUCAGAAGGACCUCGAUGCUGAUCAAGAACGUCGCGAGGUUAUCCGCACUAUAUGCAAAGAAAUCCAGCAAAUCUCUCGAGAAGCUGUAACUGUUUUGCAAGUCAUACAUCAUAAAGAAGAAGGCAUAAUCCAGGCAUGUCAGAAGGCUCGUGAACUGUUUGAGAAAACUCGUCAAGGUUAUGCAAAACUUAAAGAAGCAGUUCCACCCACAGAUUACUUUAAAUAUCACGAUCACUGGCGUGGUGUUACACAACAAUAUUGCUUCCUUAUCUCUCUUGUCAUCUGGUUGGAAGUGGGAAUAUUGGCAUCACAUGAGACCAUCGCCGAGGUAUUGGGAGUUAGUUCAGUGGAGGAAAAGGAAGGCUUUCAUUUAGACGUAGAAGACUACUUAGUGGGACUGCUGUUUUUAUGUUCAGAGUAGUCCCGAUUUGCAGUAAAUUGUGUUACAAGAGGGGACUAUGCUAAACCUUUGCAAAUAUCCAAAUUUAUUAUGGAACUCAAUGCUGGCUUUAGGUUACUCAAUUUGAAAAACGAUCAUCUGCGAAAACGAUUCGACGCGUUGAAAUACGACGUGAAAAAGAUAGAGGAGGUCGUCUAUGAUCUUAGCAUCAGGGGUUUAUUGCCCAAACCACAGAGUGAAGAUGAACCGAAAACAGAACCAUAGACUAAGAUUAAUUGUGUAUUGUUGUCUGUUUUUCAAAAGUUACGGAAUUUAAGUACAACAUUCUUAUAUUUUAAUUAAUUUUGAAACGGAAUUUGGAUAGGUAGGUCUGUACUUAAAUCCAAAUUUUAUUUAGACUGAUUCUCAUUUAAAAUUGGCACUUAAUUGUCUCAUUUCUAGAGUUUAUAUUUCAGCAUAAUUAGCAUCAGCGCGAGUAUUAUAAUGAUUUAGUUAUAAUAAUAUAGUACAAAGAUAAGGAAUCUCUUAUUUCCAUAACAUUGUGAUGAUGGGGAAAAUCCUGCCUGCUUAUUAUAUGAUUGUAUAACUUAAAUUCCUAUCACAUUCCUUCUAAUUUGUAAUUUUAAAGGUUAUAAAUUAUUUCAACCACAUUUUAUAUUUACUUCAAGAUUAUAUUAAUUAAAUGUUCUGUUAAAGAAGCUGAAAUAGUUGUAAGAAUAUAAUAAUUAGUUUUUUUUUUAAGUUAACAAGUUGUGCAGACUGCUAUCAUAUGUUAGUAUUUUUAUUCCACGUGACUUUGAACUUUAUCUCGCUGGAUAUAAGAUUUACAAUCAUCUUCGAAAAUUGUGUAGGUUAAUUUGUUGACUGCAUUACUUGUGGUUAGUCAUAGAGCAAGAAUAACAAUCUGUAUCUGAUGCCUAAGUACUAGCUAUGACAGAAAUCGUAUCGUCAGUAUCUAUUUUUGUAUGAAAGGAGCCAGUUUGUUCUGACGUCCGGUCCGGCUGCUUAGUUUUCAUAGAAAUUUUGACGAUGCGAUACGAUUACGGAGCUGUCAAUUUCGUGCUUCACGCCUCUGUCUUUUGUUUGAGACAAAGUUCUAAAGUGUCAGAAUUUAUGUUAUUUGAAUGUAUUGUUUUUUUUAAGUAAAACUUAUUUUCGGACGGGUUGUGAAUGGAAAAAUCCUCUGGAAUAGAUGAAACGGAAAUACGUCACGAGCGGUCACAAUAUACUUACUAGCUGACCCAGCGAAAUUUGUACCGCCAUAAAAAUAGGGGUUGGUUGUUGGUGUGAAAAAUAGUUAGUAGACGAUUCUCAGGCCUAUUGAAUAUGCAUAUUAAAUUUUCAUAAAAAUCGGUCAGGCCGUUUCGGAGGAUUAUGGCAACCUAACAUUGUGACACGAGAAUUUUACAUGAGAUAAAUGAUGCGGGUGCUGCUCCACUCCCCUAUGCCUUAUGCACCGCCUAAUGUUAGGUUAUUUAAGAAAAGAAGUUUCACUUCAGAUGUUUGGCCCGUGCACACUAUUUUUUUCCAAUACACACUAAUUAGCCUAGCCCUAAAUUAAGCACUGUGUUGCUUGUGUUAUGGGAUACUAGGGCAACGGAUAGAAUACAUAAUCUAAUAUAUAAAAUUCUCUUGUCUCGGUGUGCGUAAUUGAACUACUCCUAAACGGCUCGACCAAUUUUCGUGAAAAUUUAUUUGCAUAUCCUGUAGGUUUGAGAAUCGGGCAACGUCUAUUUUUCAUCCCCCUAAAUGUUAAGGGUGGUACACCCUUAGACGAUUUUUUUGUUUUUAUUUUUUUAUCUUGCAUUAACAAAAAUACAUACAACCUUAAAUUUUCACCCUUCUACCACCAAACAUUGUCACGUUUUGAUUAAAUAAACGAUUCUUUGUAUUAUAUUUUGUUUUAUUGCGGUGUAAAUCAAAACUAACUUUCUUCUAUGCUUCCGUGAAAUAUAACUUAAUUGUGUAAAUCGGCAUAAAAAUUCAAAGUUAUAUUUUGAAAUGCAGACCCAAUCCUUGCCAAGACAUCCCCAUCCUUCUGUCCUGAUGGGUGACUAACUGCCACCAU
Chilo suppressalis (striped riceborer) is the source of this 3115-nucleotide messenger RNA. NCBI's taxonomy places the organism in Eukaryota, Metazoa, Arthropoda, Insecta, Lepidoptera, Crambidae. The record is from the annotation of a GenBank genome assembly.